AUGACAGCGUAUAUCCCGUACCUGCCCGCAGAAAUCCAUCGCAUUAUCGCGGAAUACGUCCAUCGCGAAGAUCUGCCAAGCUACCGGCUCGUCAACAGACAACUGUGCGACAUGGCCACCGAGGAAUUAUUCAGCACAAUCGUUUUCCACUACAGUACUGCGAGCAUUGAUCGCCUGAAAAGGCUCGGUUGGAAUGCACGUCUUCGAGGACAGGUGAAGAACAUCUUCUGGGACGUCAACCAGUGGAGCGUAGGUAAUGUGCGCGACUUUCACGAAUGGGAGCAGUACUUCACACAGAUAGCACAGCUUGAUCGGUGGCGCAACGCCAACUACGACUCAUCAGGAUACACUCAGCUAUCGCAGAACCGACGAGAAUGGGAAGCGUACCUUGAUCGAGUUGCGGACGAGAGAAAGGCAAGAGUGGAUCGGGACAGCCUGCAAGUAUUGGAGCGCUUCUACAACCUACAUUCAAUCCACAUCGUCAACGGCGACCUCUUUUUGGCCCACCGUGGUCUUCAAAAGGUUGCGGAAGAUUGUCCGAACGCUUCAUCUGGACCAGUCGUAUUCCGUAGAGGAUUCGAAACCUACAGCCUUCGCAAUAUGCCUGGAAUUGAGACUCUCCUGAUCCCAGAGGAAUAUUGCAAAUCCUCUCUGAAAGAGCUCACGCUGAAUACAGUACACUUCAAGUGUUUUGCGCCAUUGACGUCGAGUAAUUUCGACAACUUAUCAAGUUUGGAUAUCACGAUCUUCUCGCGGACAUUCCGCGACCGCUACCUUGACACGCAAUGGGUAGUCUUAAUGAUCAAAGGUUUUAGGAGGUUUUUGGCGUCUUCAACACGGCUUGAAUGUCUUCGAAUCGACCUCAAUCACGAGAAAGCAGAACCAAAUUCCUAUGAUGUUGUUUUAUCCAUCGAUCAGGUAUUUGACAAUAAGCAUACGUGGUCGGCACUACGAACACUAUCGUUGUGUCACUUCUCUGCGACGCCAGAUACACUGUUAUCGUUUCUGGGUAGACACAACUCAACACUAAAAGAUCUCAGACUGCACAACAUUAGCUGGAUAGUGGACAAUGGCGAUGAACGCGGCGAACCAGAGCAGAGAUUUUAUGCUCCAUCAGCGUCCGUUCGACACUGUGCAUGGCCGAGAGUACUGCAAGAGAUGAGAAAGUUUUUGUCUCUCGAUCAUGCAACUGUAACGGGAAAGCUUGGUGAAAACAGACAUAUGCACGGAUGGAGAUUACACGAAAAAGACGACGAGCUUGCUGCAGCAGUCUCGGACUAUCUAGUAAGGGGAGGGCAGUGCCCGUUAACAGCCGAUAAUGCUGAUUUCGAUCCUGAGUCUGACACUGAUUCCAAGAGGGAAGGUAGCGCAGCCUAG
Molecule: messenger RNA, 1377 nt
Organism: Alternaria arborescens
Lineage: Eukaryota; Fungi; Ascomycota; Dothideomycetes; Pleosporales; Pleosporaceae
Exons: 1
Coding region: 1-1377 (458 amino acids)
Source: RefSeq, a predicted model, not a curated record